Messenger RNA from Cyprinodon variegatus (sheepshead minnow), 1191 nucleotides. Its product is annotated as stonustoxin subunit alpha-like. NCBI's taxonomy places the organism in Eukaryota, Metazoa, Chordata, Actinopteri, Cyprinodontiformes, Cyprinodontidae. The transcript has a single exon. The annotation marks the transcript as partial. The record is from RefSeq and is a predicted model, not a curated record.
UGCCUUAAAGGUGUCACACUGUGGGAUGACAAAACUCUAGAGGACAUGACCGAAAAGGAGAAUCACCAGAGCAGUGAUUUUAAAAUCUCCGCCUCGGAUUCCCUGGAGGAGAGGUCCUCUGUGAUGGACGUCAGUGCCUCCCUGAAGGCCAGUUUCAUGGGUGGAUUGGUUAAAGUUGGAGGAUCUGCUAAGUACCUGAAUGAUCAGAAAAGUUCCAAACAUCAGUGUAGAGUGACGCUUCAAUACAAAGCUACUACCGUCUACAAACACCUCACCAUGUCUCCUGCUGAGAUGAAGACCCAUCUGAGAGUAGAUGAUGACCUGAUGAGUAUGGCUACACACGUGGUCACUGCUAUCAGUUAUGGCGUUAAUGUUUUCUUUGUGCUUGACAGUCAGAAAUUAGAUGUGAGCAGUAAAAGCAAGAUUGAGGGAAGCCUUCAAGCUGCAGUUAGCAAGGGUGGCUUUGGAAUGGAAGCUGAAGUUAGCGUCAAACAAUCUAAGCAAGAGAGAUCUCUGAAUGAGCAAUUUACCUGCAAGUUCUAUGGGGACGUAAUUCCUGAAAGCAACCCUACAACAUUCACAGAAGCUCUGAAGACCUACAAACACCUUCCAAAACUGCUGGGAGAAAAGAAUGAAAACAGUCGUCCACAGAAGGUCUGGAUGAUGCCGCUGAAAAAGUUGCUUCCGUCGGCUGCUGAGCUUGUUUCCGAGCUCAGUCCUGGCAUGGCCAUAAAGGUCCAAGAUGCCCUGGAAGAUUUUCACAACCUGAAGAUGAGAUGCAAUGACUGUCUGGAAGACAGCCAUUCUUUCCCGCCCAUUUUUGAGAGAUUGACAAACUUCCAAAAUGUCUCAAACUGUUAUGCAGAUAAACUUAAAGAAACAUACGCAAAGAAACUGCCGGCUAUCAGAGCUGGCAAGGAAGAAGAGAAGGAGUUACUGAAGUUAUUCAUAGACAGAGAGAACUCUCCGUUCUCUUCUGAAAAACUAGAGAAAUGGAUGACAAACAGUGAAAGAGAAACCAGCGUGAUCGAUUCCUGCGUGAAGGCAAUGAAAGAUGCAAAGAUCAUCCUGAAAGAGUCGGAGCUGACUGCUGAGGUCCAGGAUCAUGAAGAGGAUGUUCUCUGCUUUGUCUUCACCUCCCUGGAAGUCACAGAUCCCUAUGUUGAGAAGAUGACCGACUACCUGUAUUCA